Coprinopsis cinerea okayama7#130 is the source of this 540-nucleotide messenger RNA. RefSeq names its product EF domain-containing protein. Gene Ontology annotation, biological process: transcription elongation by RNA polymerase II; mRNA transcription by RNA polymerase II; positive regulation of transcription elongation by RNA polymerase II. Bases 1 to 540 code for a protein of 179 amino acids. The transcript is spliced from 3 exons. The record is from RefSeq and is a predicted model, not a curated record. Gene Ontology annotation, molecular function: nucleosome binding; nucleic acid binding; histone binding. Gene Ontology annotation, cellular component: transcription elongation factor complex. NCBI's taxonomy places the organism in Eukaryota, Fungi, Basidiomycota, Agaricomycetes, Agaricales, Psathyrellaceae.
AUGCUUAGUGGCGAAACCCCCCGCACUUUGCGUGUUGGUGUCAUUGUGUCCGCUGUCGUCAAUAGAAUCAACAGCGGCUUCGUCAAUGUCCGACUGGAUUCUGGCAUCGAGGCAACUAUCAAUGCUCAAUACAUCGCAGACAAGCCCGAUAAUCCCAACAAACUUGUUAAGAAGGGUCAGACCGUCACCGGCGUUAUCAUCGACUGCAGAAUCGAGGAAGACAACAAAGAGACGUUGUUCGUCGAGCUAUCAACGCGUAACAGGGAGCACGACAAGGACAAGGACGCUCUCGAACGCAAGAAACGUCAGCAGACGGAUAGGUCCCGCAGGGUUAUCAAGCAUCCCAACUUCCACAACUUCAAUUACGCGCAGGCCGAGGCUUAUCUUGAGAAGCAGCAGCGCGGCGACGUCGUCAUCCGCCCUUCAUCGAGGGGCAACGACCAUUUGGCUGUUACUUGGAAAGUGGACACUGGUCUUUACCAACACAUUGAUGUCGUCGAGAAGAACCCAGAUCCCACGGGCCAGACAGCGGGAGGGUAG